Messenger RNA from Brienomyrus brachyistius, 3987 nucleotides. RefSeq names its product RIPOR family member 3 (gene ripor3). The transcript has 23 exons. Bases 337 to 3204 code for a protein of 955 amino acids. The record is from RefSeq and is a predicted model, not a curated record. NCBI's taxonomy places the organism in Eukaryota, Metazoa, Chordata, Actinopteri, Osteoglossiformes, Mormyridae.
GCGUCCGCUCGUUAUGCAUGCACCGAUACGGACUGGCAUCCCAAUCAGGCUCGUAUCUUGUGCUUCCUACGGUAGGAUCUGGAUUGAUGAGUGAUUAGGGAAGACCAGUUAAUGGAUUAUGCAAAUUACCACUCAGAAAUGAAAGCCUCUCAGCCGAGACAACCGGCUAUCAGAAGCAAGCAGACGGCUGCCCCUCCUUGUGUCGCACCUAGGCAGACAGCAGCAGCCCCUAGUGCGCCGGACAUGAGCGCAUUGACAGCUGUCGCUGCGGCCGGACGCCCAGACUGGACGCCCAGAUAGUACUGUCUUCUUGCCCGAUCCCACGGAGAGCAGGUGAUGUCGGUCAAGCUGCGUUUUGAGUAUCCGGCUGAGGGUGGGGUCCAACGGAGCCGCUCGUUCACGAGCUCCAGCACCCUGAACAGCCGACGCCGUGUCUCCUCAGUGCAGAGCUCCUUAAGGUCCAAAGGGUUAUCAGGGAAAUCUCCCAGAAUGCCAUACUCCUCUGGCAGGUUGGGCUGCAGCAUAUGGGGCCCUCAGCCCAGUCAAGUUGACAGGGUCUUCCAGGCAUUGCGGAAGGGGCUUAAGGAGUAUCUUCAGACCCAUCAGGCGGAGAUGGACUUCCUUACUUCACAGCAGCGGGACAGCAAGAGAAAUUCCAGACUGGCUUUUCUCUAUGACCUGGAAAAGGAGAUUCGCAUUCUGGAGCGGUACAUACGCAGACUGGAGUUCCACAUCAGUAAGGUGGAGGAGCUGUAUGAAACCUACUCUAUCCAGUGGCGUCUGUGUCAGGGGGCUAUGAAUAUGAAGAAAGCCUUCUCCAUUUCCCCAAGCACCCGUGCUUCUCGGGGAAGCCUGCUGGAGCUCAACCGAAGCCACCGGCUCAGCCUGGAGGACAUGUACAUUAUGGAGGGAGAACUGGAGAUUCUCCUUGGUGAACUGCGCAUCAAGAUGAAAGGAUUGAUCGGCUUCGCUCGUCUUUGUCCUGGGGAUCAGUAUGAGGUAAUUAUCCGCCUGGGAAGGCAGAGAUGGAGGAUAAGAGGGAAGAUCCAGGCAGAUGACCAGCAAUCGUGGGAUGAGGAGGAGAUGGUCUUCCUGCCUCACAUAUAUGAAAACUUUGAGAUAAAGGUUACGGAGGUGAAGGGCUUGGUGUCAGUGCCUGUGGGCGUGGUGACCUGCGAGAGCGCGGACUUCUUCACGGCGCAGCCACAGAUGAUGGUGGUAGAUAUCACGGAGCUGGGCACCAUCAAGCUUCAGCUGGAGGUCCUGUGGAACCCGUUCGACAGCAGGGAGGCGAGACCAGUUACCCCAUCCCCCAGCAAGCCGUCCAUCCAUAGCCGAAAGGGCUCCAUCUACAGCUGGACCCCUCCCAGUACUCCUAGCUUCACGGAGAAGUACUUCAUUUCUAUGGUCAAGCAGUUCCAGGACUCUGAGAACGCCUUUUCUGUGAGCUCCCAGGAAUCCAGAGGGGUUUCCCUACUGAGCUAUCUGUCAGACACCUCCCAGGUCUUUAUGCCCUCCAUUUUUGGGGGAAGUGAGACGCAGAUUAACAACGUGAGGUCAUCCAAUGCCCGGGACCAUAUGGAAACAAAGCUGUCAGCAGGGGGCAGCACUGAUUGGCUGCCUGACCCUGAUCAUUGCCCGGCUGCUCCCAGGAGGCUGACGCCUUCCCUCCAUCGCUACGGCACCCCUGACAUCCUCAAGCAGAAUGAAGGCUCCGGCCCCCUCAGACACACAGAGCACACGGAGGCCGUCAGCAAGGACGUCAGCGUCAUGGAGCCGCUCUCCUUCAAGGACCCAGAGGACCCACCCCUGACCAUCCCAGGGGGCACCAGCACUCAAAGCAGAGCCUUGGCUCUGGCCAUCAGCAGUCAUCUGGGCCAGCUGGAGGCAGAGCUUCAGCAGAAACACAUCUGCGAGCCCGAAACGGAGAAGCUGGAGAAGCAGGUCCAGCGUUUCAAGAUCAUCUUAAAAAACGAGAACUACAUGCCCAAGCCGUCCCCUACAGAGACGCUGUCCGUGGAAGAGGUUCUUGGAAGUUUUGACUUUCUGUCCAUGGACUUCAACGCAGACGAAGUCUCGUCUCUGGGCAGCGUGAGGCUGAGGAAUCCUGAAAUCAGCUCAUUUAAGGGGAAUAAUCUGAGAAUCCUGGGCCUGACCCCACAAGACGUACAGUCUCAGAAGAAACCAGAACUCACACCUCUGACCACGGGGCACCGUGGCCUGGAUCAGACAUUGGAAAUUCAUCUCGGCAUGUGUAACAUACUUCUGCAGCACAUCAAGCGCACAGAUUCACCUCUUGUCCAGAAGGAACUGCUUGACGAACUAUCACAGCAACUUAAGGUACUGGAAAAAGUUGGCAAGUUAUCCUUGGAGAAGAAUUUACACUUGACCUCGAUAAAAGACAUCGUCCCAAAGGCGCAGAGGCAGAAGAGCCUGCUGGCCUUCUGGGAGGAGAGCACUCUAGGCGAGUCGCCGUUCUGCUGCUCGGCCACGGCGGCCCUGAAGACACUGAGGAAACGUUACAUCCACAAAGUCAGAGCCAAGCUACCGGGCCAGACUGACGCAGUUUUCAUGCAGCUGCUACAGCAGAUGCAGUCCAUCUGCAGGAUGGUCCCAGUGCCUCUGCACAGCUCAGAUCAUGUGACCAUCUUCCAGUUCUUCAACCACCUGACCAGAUGGGGCCUGACGGAUUUUGGAGAGCACGUCUCCCGCCUCUCCAAAGAGCUGCAGCUGGUGAGGAUCCUCCAGAGCCCUGAGCGGAGGAGGGCCCUCCGGAGGCUGAAGGGGAAACGCAUCUCCGAGCUGCAGCCACUACACUCCACGCUGCGCCUCCUGGCCGCCAUGCACACCGACGACAACCGCAAGGUCUCGCAGGCCGCCAGCUCACGGCUGUGCAGAGCCUCGGCCUUCAAAGCCUUCCGGGCGAAGGCUGUGGUGUAUUACACUGCCAUGCUGGGACACACCGACGUGCAGCUCCAGAGGGCGGCCUGCCUCGCUCUGAAGAACCUCAGCGCGACAGAAAGUGUGGAGCAGGUGGCUGAUCUGUGGCAGUCGGCAGACGAGGAGUUGCGCAACGCUGCCAGGGAGACUGUGCUGUCAUUCGGUAAAAAAGGACAGCUAGCAUUCCAGCGUAUGGAAAAGAUUUUCUGUGAGCGACAAGAGGAGAUGUACCAGAACUUAGACACAGAGAUCACUAUAUUAUAAAAUAAAUAAGGGAAUCUCUCCAGGAGAUGGCAGCAGUGAUACCCUCUGGGUAUUGCAAGCAGAGGUUAUAGAGGUCGUUGUUUUGCUUGCAGAUAGACUGGAUAUAGAGGACUGGAGCUGAGGUGUGACCUGUUACAUCCACUGGGUGUUCAACCAGGGGCCAGAAUUUUGGGAUACCAGAAAUAUGAAUUUAUUCAGAAUUAAGUUUUUUUUGUAAAAUGUUGUAAAAUGUUCAUGAGGAUAUUUAUAGACAUAUUUUUCAGUUUAUACGUAUGUCAGUAGUCACAUGAAUAUAUAGAAGAGUAUAAAUUGAAUGAAUGUACUUUAUGCUGAGUGAUUAAAUUUGGGUCUUUGGUUCUGUCCUGUUUGCUUGAUGUUACCUGUUUUUUGUCUUUAUUUUAAGAAGGCAGAGAAAUCAGCAGUCUUUACUGCAUUGCCACAUUAUCUGUUACAGUACAAAUAAAUCUGCAUCUUUGUAAUAUAUGUAAUUUUAUAAUAUUUGAUCUGUACUUUUUUUACCUGGGUUUUUCAUCAGGGAAAUGGAAAAUUAAUGUUUUAUUUACAAUAUUGCCAUUUAUCCCGUGUUUAUAUAGGAGUAUUCAUAACACUGAAAUUGUGCUAAUAUUACGGCUAGUUUUUUAAUCAGAACCUGAUCCACUUUGUGGCUGUUAAGUACGUAGGAAAAUUACUUUGGCGAGAUGCAAUACAUGUUACCUGAUCACAAACCAUGCAAAAGUAUUUACACUCUGUUUAUAACAUGUUAAAUUAUAGAAAAGCCUAGAA